AAUAAACUCUUGUAGUCACGUUGAUCACAACUGCUGGAUUGGGCCAUUCCUGGACUUGCGCUUCCAAAGCUGACCUUUCGUUCCUCGCACUCGUUUGCACCCGAGGCGACUUUAUGGCAUAUGAGUAGCUGUACAUGGUACGUUGAAUAAUCUGUGUAGCUUGUAUCGCUCAUUAGCCAACAUGCUCGCCAUGCGCACCAGCCGGCCGCCUCUCAGCGCGUACAGCAACAGCAGGCAUGGCUACGGCUAUGGCUAUGUAGCUGUCAGCCAGGGACCGCGCCCGGCGUCACGCGUGCUGCUGCCUGUUCGCUCGGGCACUACGGUGCCCAGGGCGUUUGCGAGCCCGAGCUCGGCCCGACCUGCCCUGCUGGAGUCGGGCAGCCUCUCCCCACGGCGGAGUGGCUCUGUGCCGACGGUCCUCGCUGUCGGCAGUGGCCGGCGCCCCAUCGCCCCCGCCGUCCCCCCGCCUUCCAGCCGGCAGCUGGAGCAGGCGGCUGCUGGGGGCGGCGGCGCCGGCAGCAGCAGCCGUGGCGAAGGCCGCAUGGGCGGACGCGGCAGAGGGCGUGGUGGCUUCCGGGGCCGUGGAGGCACAGCUGCCUCGGAUGAUGAAAUGCUGGAGGAGCUGCAAGCGGCCGUGACUUGCCAGCUGCCGGGCUGGGUGGAGCGGGAGGACACAGCCGCCAUCAGCAACGCCUUCCGAAAGGCCGUGCAGCUUCGCUCGGCCGAUGGAGGCGCCGCCAUGGCAGCUCGCAUCAGCUCCGGCAUCAUUGCUGACCUCUCAGCCGCCUAUCUGCCGCUCGUGCCACGCAUUCGGAAAGCGAUUGACUGUCGCAUGCCGCUGUGGGCUCUGGGGAAGGCUGGGAUUGGCAGCAAGGGCCCAGAGGCGCAGCUGGCGAAUGCAUUGUUGCAGCGGCUGCUAGACCCGGCAGUCAUUGCGGCGGCAACCCCCAUGGACCUGUCUCUUGCGCUUUAUGCGCUGGGCAAGCUGCGGGAGGACUGGCAGCGGCAGGGCGGGGCCGCCUGGGAUCCAGCCGAGUCGGACAGCGUUGGCGCGCUGGCGGAUGAGAUAAAGGGCAGGCUCACAGCGGCAGUCGGGCACGGCUUCAACGCGCAGGACGUGUCCAAUAGCCUGUGGGCGUGCGCCAAGCUGGGGCUCGCGGACGCAGAACUGCUGCAGCGACUUGCAGAGGCGGGCGCGGCGGCUGCGGGUAACAUGACGCCACAGGCGCUCAGCAACAGCCUCUGGGCUCUCGAGGCUCUUGGUUGCACGGGGCCAGCAUACCGGUCCGCGGUUCAGGUAUUGUGCGGGGAGGCGCUGCGGCGGCUCCGGACACCGGAGCUCGCUGAAGCAUUCAAUUCGCAGCACCUGUCGAACAUCCUGCUGGCUCUGGAGGGGUUGCAGCUGGGCAGCGACCAGGCACAGCUGACGGUGGCGGUUGCGGCAGAGGACGUGCGGCGGAGCCUCGCCGGAUACGUUGCCCAGGACAUCAGCAACUCGGCCUGGGCCCUCGCCAAGAUGGGGUUCGGCGUGGGCCCGGAGGCACCGGAGGAGCAGCGGCAGUGGGUUACGGCAGCCCUGGAUGCAGCUAUGCGGCCGGGCACAAUGGCGACAGCAACACCACAGGCUUGGGCCAACCUGUUGUACGCGCUUGCGUUGAUGCGCCACCAGCCGCCGCCAGUACUGCUAGACGCGGGCGCAGCAGCCAUGCGCGCCAAUGGUGUCAAUGGGCAGGAGUGCGCGAACACGCUGUAUGCGCUGGCGGUGCUGCAGCUGCGGCACGCCGGUUUGGAGGCGGCAGUGUGCGGCCGGCUGGGCGAGCUGCUGUGGGGUGGCAAGCAGGCGCUAAACCAUCAGGACAUAGCAAACAGCCUGUGGGCGAUGGCGGUGUUCGGAGAAACGUGUUCUCCCGACAUGCGGCGGCUAGCAAUCCAGCUAGCGCGCGACGCAGCUAGCCGUUGGGACGACUUCACGAUUGAGGAACUCACCCAGCUGUGGCAGGCACAGCAGGAGCUAGGCGGCGAGGUGGCGGCGGCCCUGCGCGACAGCAGCAGUCUGCAGGCGACAAUGGAUGCGGUGGUCGCUGCACGGCGGGAGGAAACCAAGCCUCUUCAUGCUAACCAGAAGCAGCUCAUCGGAACGCUGCGGCGGCUUGAGCAGCACGGUAGAGAGACAGCAGCAGGAGGCCUGAGCAUCCAGUCCGUACAAGCGGAUGCUGUUGUGCCAGGCGUGUUGGCGCCAAUGGCUGCGGUGGUGGGGCUGAGCGACGGGCGGCAGGUGGCGGUGGAGUGGAUCGGGUUAAAACGCGUCCUCCGCAGUCGGCAGCGGGAAGGAGCCAUCUUGCUGGAGGGCGGUAUAGGCAUGCGCAUUCGGCAGUUGCAGCGGGCGUUUAGGGAGGGCGGCGUUCUGGUGGUGCCGCACUGGGAGUGGGAGGGCCGGAGGAGCCCGGAGGAGCAGGAGACCUACCUGCUGCGCCGGCUGCAGGAGGUGGUGGCGGCUGCCGAAACGCAGGCGGCGGCGGCAGCAGCUAAGGGGGCAGGGAAGGCCCCAGCUGGCACACCGGCGGCGGGCGCAGCCGCUGCUCCUGUCCCUGCGCGCCCCGGUAGCAGCAGCAGCAGCCCCGGCAGCGGCAGUCCCGGCAGCCCCCAGCUGCUGGCACGGCCCCCGCGGCGGCGCGUGUGAGUGGUGGGCGGUGUACGGCGGUAGUAGGUGGUGGCCGCGUCUGUAAGCGAUCCUGUCAUCCUGGGAUGCGUUUUGUGAUUGCUGACAGCGUCCCCAAUGCGCUGUCGGCUGUAGCUAAGGACAGGAGAACUGUUUAGGGUAUAGAGGCUUGCAGGCAGUUAUUGAACAAUCCGGAUGUUUUUGGCUGCAAACAGGCAGUGGACUGGUUGCUUGCUCAGAGGAGGAUCAGGACGUACACAUGUGUUGCGGCGUUUCCCCAGAUUGCGUGUGUGCAUACCGCAUGUGUGUGUGUGGCCGCCCUUAACCUCCG
Messenger RNA from Chlamydomonas reinhardtii, 2990 nucleotides. RefSeq lists its product as uncharacterized. The coding region runs from base 182 to 2680 and encodes 832 amino acids. NCBI's taxonomy places the organism in Eukaryota, Viridiplantae, Chlorophyta, Chlorophyceae, Chlamydomonadales, Chlamydomonadaceae. The transcript has 2 exons. Gene Ontology annotation, biological process: mitochondrial RNA processing; regulation of mitochondrial mRNA stability; chloroplast rRNA processing. Gene Ontology annotation, cellular component: mitochondrial matrix; ribonucleoprotein granule. The record is from RefSeq and is a predicted model, not a curated record. Gene Ontology annotation, molecular function: RNA binding.